Messenger RNA from Drosophila takahashii, 225 nucleotides. Its product is annotated as drosomycin-like. Gene Ontology annotation, biological process: defense response. The record is from RefSeq and is a predicted model, not a curated record. Lineage: Eukaryota; Metazoa; Arthropoda; Insecta; Diptera; Drosophilidae.
CCGAAAAUGUUGCAAAUCAAGUACUUGUUCGCCCUCUUCGCUAUUUUGAUGCUAGUUGUUCUGGGACCCCAAGAAUCCGAUGCUGUCGACUGUCUUUCCAGAAGAUUUCGAGGUCCUUGUGCCGUCUGGGAUUGGGAGAGGUGCCGUCGAAUUUGCAGGGAAGAAGAAAGACGACUCAGUGGUCAUUGCAGUGCCAGACUGCAAUGCUGGUGCGAAGGAUGCUGA